AUGGGGAAGUUCUGGCUGGACACCCGGGACCACAGGCUGGGAGUAGAUAUCAACCACAGGAUCCUGAACGAGCCCCUCAAGCAUUCUGACUUCUUCAACGUGAAGGAACUGUUUUCCCUGAAGAGUCUCUUCGAUGCCCGAGUGCAUCUGGGUCAUAAAGCUGGCUGUAGGCACAGGUUCAUGGAGCCGUACAUCUUCGGGAGCCGCCUGGAUCAAGACAUCAUUGACCUGGAACAGACAGUCACACACCUGCAGCUGGCCUUGAACGUCACUGCCCACGUGGCCUACCGCAAAGGCAUCAUCUUGUUCAUGAGCCGCCACCGGCAGUUCUCACACCUGAUCGAGAACAUGGCCCGCGACUGCGGCGAGUAUGCGCACACUCGCUACUUCAAGGGUGGGCUGCUGACCAACGCACCGCUGCUCCUGGGCCCCACUGUGCGCCUGCCUGACCUCAUUGUGUUCCUGCACACGCUUAACAACGUCUUCGAGCCCCACGUGGCCGUGAGGGACGCGGCAAAGAUGAACAUCCCCACCGUGGGCAUCGUGGACACCAACUGCAACCCCUGCCUUAUCACCUACCCCGUCCCUGGCAACGAUGACUCGCCGUCGGCUGUCCACCUUUACUGCUGGCUCUUCCGCACAGCCAUCAGCCGCGCCAAGGAGAAGCGCAGGCAAGUCGAAGCUCUGUACCGGCUGCAGGGCCAGCAGGAAGCCAAGGGCCGUGGAUCAGUCGACCCUCCUUCCACGGUGGACCUGAGCCGUUCCCUGUGAUGUGCCACCCUCCUCCUCCCCGCAGAGCAAGCUACCACCAGUUAGCUGGACGUGGUAGCACAUGUCUGUGUGGGGAUCCUCUUCCCCGGCUGUAGGCCACAGCAUUUUCAGUCCCUUGAGGCAUCUGUGUCCUUUUUUUUAUUUUUGGUUAGCGUCUCACUGUGUCUCCCAGGCCACGGCCCCCCCUCAGCCUCCUGGGUAGC
Molecule: messenger RNA, 974 nt
Organism: Carlito syrichta (Philippine tarsier)
Lineage: Eukaryota; Metazoa; Chordata; Mammalia; Primates; Tarsiidae
Gene: MRPS2
Product: mitochondrial ribosomal protein S2
Exons: 3
Coding region: 1-771 (256 amino acids)
Biological process (GO): translation
Cellular component (GO): mitochondrial small ribosomal subunit; ribosome
Molecular function (GO): structural constituent of ribosome
Source: RefSeq, a predicted model, not a curated record